AUAUAUCAAAUUCAAUGCAGCCAACAUGUAGAAAAAACAAUAUUUUUGUUUAGACGACUACAUUUGAAACUAAUUUAACGACGACGGUAAACAAGUAAUAAAAUCGAAAAUAAUUUUAUAAUGGCAGCCUUUAAAACAUUACGAGAUAUAUGUAAUAAUUUCGAAGCGGACUUGCAACAAUCUUCAAAAGAAUUAUUUUCAGCAAACGUUGGAGAGAAGGCCGAAGAUGUUAUCGCUAAGAAAAUGCAAGAUCUCUCCCUUUUUACAUCUAAACUAAGACUAUUGAAAGCAAAUACACUAUCAUUGACCCCAGAAAUCACAGAACAAGAAAAGACAGAAGAGACAGUAUUAAACAGUUUUGGUGAUACAGCGACCACGAAAGUGUUGGAACAACAUAUUGUGAAGUUCCUGACUCAGUCUCAUGCUGUUCAGUCAUUGAUAACCACAGCUGAUAAGGACUUGCAGCCAGAAAUGAUUGAGAGGAAAGAAAAAAUCAUAGAAACCAUGAAACUUUACCAGCAACAAGAGUCACAGUUGCGUCACCUGGAUGCACUCCUCAAGGAGAAGGAGGCUCAGCUGGCGGCGGUGAGGGCACAGUGGGACGAGGAACUGUUACUGAUGAGGGAUAUGAGUGACAAGAUCGAAGAUAUAGAGGUUGAUGUCUCUGGACCAUUGCAUGUGAAAUUACGAAAGCUGGUGGACAAAUUGGAGCUGAUGCGGUGGUUGUUGGGCAAGCUGGUAAUCUCCCGUACACACGACUACGAUUGGUUUGCAGACCCUCACUCCAGACUCUCUGCGUUGAAAAUCAUUAGAACACCAAAUACGCUAGAGACCUUCACUGGAGCGUCCUGAUGUUGAUUAUAUCACAUAAAUGAUAGACAAUAAAAAAUUAAGCACUCUUA
Molecule: messenger RNA, 902 nt
Organism: Galleria mellonella (greater wax moth)
Lineage: Eukaryota; Metazoa; Arthropoda; Insecta; Lepidoptera; Pyralidae
Exons: 4
Coding region: 121-852 (243 amino acids)
Source: RefSeq, a predicted model, not a curated record